This is a messenger RNA of Laccaria bicolor S238N-H82, 756 nucleotides long. RefSeq lists its product as uncharacterized. Gene Ontology annotation, molecular function: ATP binding; protein kinase activity. NCBI's taxonomy places the organism in Eukaryota, Fungi, Basidiomycota, Agaricomycetes, Agaricales, Hydnangiaceae. The record is from RefSeq and is a predicted model, not a curated record. Gene Ontology annotation, biological process: protein phosphorylation. The transcript has 4 exons. The annotation marks the transcript as partial.
UGGACGAUAACCAAAUAUGAAAUCGACCCCGAAUCCAAGAUCGGCGUUGGGUUCUUUAGCGAUGUGUAUAAAGGGACUUGGAGGGGUCGGACGGUUGCCGUUAAAGCCCUUGCCAAAACCACGUCUAGGAAGUUGUUCGUUCGGGAGAUCGAGAGGUGGAAAGAUCUGAGACACCCGAAUGUCUUGCAGCUUUAUGGGGCGAGUGGGGAGGCCCCGUGGUUUUUUGUUAGUCCCUAUAUGAAGAAUGGGAACUUGGUGGAGUUUUUGAAGAGGAUUGGGGACCUAUCCAGGGAAUGGGAUCUCUUUCGGUUCAUGUAUGAGAUCGCAGAGGGGAUGGAGUACCUACACUCUCAUGGGGUGUUGCAUGGCGACUUGAAGGCUGCAAACGUGUUGGUCGAUGAUAACAUUCAUUGUGUCGUUUCGGAUUUUGCACAGAGCGAGAUGAAGUCGGAGGUUCUUAAGAUUAGUGGGACGCCUCUUCAUGGGACUUUGAGAUGGCAAGCACCCGAACUUUUGUUAGGCCAGAGUCGGUUGACGGCUGAGAUGGACGUGUAUGCGUUCGCCAUCUGUUGCAUUGAGAUCUUGAGCAUGGGUCGAAUGCCUUGGCCGCUGCAAGACGACGAAUUCGUUCGUCAUCUCGUCCUUGGUGCUCCGCACCACCACGACUCACGCUUCACCAAUCCACUGCGGGUACAAGAGCUCCUGCGCAUCUGUUGGCACCGCGAUCCGACCCUCCGCCCGCCGUUCUCCAAGAUU